Messenger RNA from Loxodonta africana (African savanna elephant), 3507 nucleotides. It is a transcript of the gene NTAQ1, whose product is annotated as N-terminal glutamine amidase 1. The record is from RefSeq and is a predicted model, not a curated record. NCBI's taxonomy places the organism in Eukaryota, Metazoa, Chordata, Mammalia, Proboscidea, Elephantidae. Gene Ontology annotation, molecular function: protein-N-terminal glutamine amidohydrolase activity; protein-N-terminal asparagine amidohydrolase activity. The coding region runs from base 52 to 594 and encodes 180 amino acids. The transcript is spliced from 6 exons. Gene Ontology annotation, cellular component: nucleus; cytosol.
GUCGGUGCAGCUUGUCUGCCUGAGGCCCGGCCCCGGCCCCGGCCAGCCGUCAUGGAAGGGGAUGGUCCCUCUGCCGCCGCCUCGUGGUACCAGCCGGCCGGCCCCCCGCGGGACGCGUGUGUCUACAGCAGCUGCUAUUGUGAAGAAAAUAUCUGGAAGCUCUGUGAAUACAUCAAAAACCACAACCAGUAUCCUUUAGAAGAGUGUUACGCUGUCUUCAUAUCUAAUGAGAGGAAGAUGAUACCUAUCUGGAAACAACAGGCGAGACCUGGAGAUGGGCCUGUGAUCUGGGAUUACCAUGUUGUUCUGCUUCAUGUCUCAAGUGGAGGACAGAGCUUCAUUUACGAUCUCGAUACUGUCUUGCCAUUUCCCUGCCCCUUUGACAUUUAUGUGGAGGGUGCCUUUAAGUCAGACGAUGACGUUCAUCCACAGUUUACAAGGAAAUUGAGAGUGAUCCGUGCAGAUUCAUAUUUGAAACACUUUGCUUCUGACCGUUCUCACAUGAAAGAUUCCAGUGGGAACUGGAGAGAGCCACCCCCUCCAUAUCCCUGCAUUGAAACUGGAGCAUGGCUCCUGUGUCAGUCAGGGUCUUGAAAGUGAAUCUAAGACACGCUCCACUGGAUUUUGAAGAGGAUUUAAUGAAGGAGCUAUUCACCUAGGUGAGCCUGGGUUGGAGGAAACCAGUGGGGAUGUUAAAGCUCCUGAGAACUGGCAACAGAGGGAAGCUGUUACCACCCCAAAGGCUGAAGGAACAUAGGGAGAAAAUGGUGUCAUGGAGCUCAGAGAGAGUUGGAGCUGUGGAGUUGGGUAGGGAGGGAUGCCCGAAACGAGCUGUUGGAAGAGAAGAAAGAAGAUAUUGCCAGACCACAGAGGUGGAGAGAGCAAGGGAAGAAACAUCCAGACUUCCCUUCUCCUGCCCUCCAAUUCCCAGCUGUUUUCACCCACUGGCCAAACCCAACCAGAAGUCAAGGGCAAGGGAGCCUGGGUAGUGCAGUUCUUAGGGGUUUUUAUGGAUUGAAUUGUGUCCCCCAAUAAUGUGCGUCAACUUGGGGAGGCCAUGAUUCCCAGUAUUGUGUGGUUGUUCUCCAUUUUGUUAUCUGUUAUAAUUAUCCUGUGUUGUAAAUCUGACCUCUAUGAUGUUAAUGAGGCAGGAUUACAGGCAGAUAUGUUAAUAAGGCAGGACACAAUCUACAGAAUUACGUUGUGUCUUGAGUCAGUCUCUUUUGAGAGAUAAGAGAGAAGGGAACAGAGAGGAGAGGGACCUCCUACCACCAAGCAAGAAGAGCGGACUGGAGUGUGCCCUUUGGACCUGGGGCCCCUGUGCUAAGAAGCUCCUAGACCAGGGGAAGAUUGAUGACAAGGGCCUUGCCCCAGAGUUGACAGAGAGAGAAAGCUUUCCCCUGGAGCUUGUGCCCUAAAUUUGGACUUCUAGUCACCUAAACUGUGAGACAGAAAAUUUCUGUUUGUUGAAGUCAUCCACUUGUGGUAUUUCUCUUACAGUAGCAAUAGGUAGCUAAGACAGGGGUCAACCCAUGGGCCACCGAGGAGGGUGGGGGAUGGAGGAGGGUGUGUGUGCAAAUGGAGAAUUAAACUAGCACAGCCUCUUAAAAGUGUGCCUAUGUUGACUGUAUCCGUUUAUUUCAUAAUGCAGGCUUUCCAAGGCCAGGGACACUGCCUUUUAAACUUAGCCUUAUUAAGAAAUCCAUCAUGCCUACAGAAAGUUUUUUAGAUGGUGACAUAGAAGGAUCAAUUUAAAUCCAUGUUUACUGCUUUGUGGUGCUAUUAUUUGAUGGCGGUCUCAUCUCACCCCCACCUCCAAGUAGAUAGUAGAGGUUGUUUUCCCAGAUUUUAGAGUUCCUGGUAGCUGGGCAGUGACUCAGGGUAGUUGUAGGUGAGGAAAAAGGCAAGGAGCCUGCCAACUAGCACAAAAAGUUUCCAAAGCUAAGUAAUGUGUUAUCAAUCCUGACCUCUCCUUCCUCCCCUUUACAAAAGCAGAGUUGGUGAGAUAGCUAUUUUUUAAACAUAAUAUUUAAUUGUGUUUUUGGCAAAAGUUUAUACAACAAAUUAGGUUCCCAUUUAACGAUUUCUGUACAUAUUGUUCCUGGAGCCCUGGUGAUGCAGUGGUUAAAGAACUUGACUGCUAACUGAAAGGUCAGCAGUUCAAAUCCACCAGCUGCUCCUUGGAAACCCUAUUGGGCAGUUGUACUCUGUCCUGUAGGGUUGCUGUGAGUCAGAAUCGAUCGGAUGGCAAUGGGUUUGGUUUUUUUGUUUUGUGUUUAUACAUAUUGUUUAGUGACAUUGAUUGCAUUUUUCACAAUGUCUCAAUAUUUUCAUUAUUUCCAUUCUGGUUAUUCUGUUUCCAUUAGUCCAGCUUGCCUGUGCCCCUUACCUUCUCAUCUUUGCUUUAGGGUAACUGUUGAUCAUUUGGUCUCUCAGAAAUGAUUUUUUUUUUUAAAGGAGUACAAUACUCAGCGAUAUUGUUUAUUUAUGAGCCAAUCUGUUAUUUAGCUGAAAGGUGACCUCCAGGAUUAGUCUUAGUUCAAAGUUUAAAGGAUAUCUCAGGGCAAUAGUCUUAGGGGUUUCUCUAGUCUUCACCAGUCCAGUAAGUCUGAUCUUUUUUAAAGAAUUAAAAUUUUGUUCUACAUUCUUCUCUCAUUCUAUCCUUCUAUUGUGUCCUUGGUCAGAAUUGUUGGUAGUGGUAGCUGGGCACCAUGUAGUUCUUCUGGUCUCAGGAUAGAUGAAGCUGUGGUAUCUCCAUCUCCUUGAGAGUUAGUUUGCUUUUUUUUGUAAAAUGGGGAAAAUAAAAUUGUGUCUAGUAAUUUUUCCUUUGUAAUUUGUAAGUAUCUUGGAGAGAGAACUUUGAGACUAUACAAAUGUCUUAUUUCUCAUACUUUGGCCCACUAAAUUUAGCAUCUAUAAAUGGUUCUUAUUACUGUGGUGUUUGCCUAUUGGUGAUUUUCUAGUCCUUUAAUUCCUUCUACAUUCAUUAAUUGGAAUUCUUCAGUAAGGAAGAGUUGUCCCUUCUCUCCCAUUUAUUUAUUUAUAUUAGUAUGGACUCAUGAAUAUUGAGUCCAUACAACAUGCCCCCUUGGUUUUGAAUGCCUUCUUAGUGCUGCUGUAACACAAAUACCACAGGUAAGUGGCUUUAAAGAACAGAAAUUUAUUUUCUCAUAGUUAUAGAAGCUAAAAGUUCAAACAAGGGUCUCAGCCAUGUUGCUGCCUUCCUAGUUGGUAGCCCUCAGCAUCCCUUGGCUUUCAGACAGUCCUCACAUGGCAUCUGUCUUUCCUGUGUGUGUUCAUAUCUAUUCUGAUCUUGUUAUAACUCAGAAGUGAUUAGGUUUAGAAUCCACUCUACACUGAUAUGACCUCAACUGAUUGAUUGAUUACAUUAGAUUGCAUUAUGGAACGUGAUUACGUUACAUUUACUACAUUACAUUAUGGAGGUCAUCUGCUGUACCUAAGGUCAACUGAUUUAAUUGAAUAUUAACUACUCCAUGACAAACAACU